This is a messenger RNA of Astrephomene gubernaculifera, 4036 nucleotides long. Lineage: Eukaryota; Viridiplantae; Chlorophyta; Chlorophyceae; Chlamydomonadales; Astrephomenaceae. The record is from the annotation of a GenBank genome assembly.
CAUGAAGGUAAACGGAAUAUGGUACUAAGCAAUAGGUAACCCUUCUUGAGUUAAUAGGUGUCACGAUUGGAAGUCACGAUAGGUAGACGCGAUGCCUUCAUGGCUCGUUCCAGCAGCGGCGACCGCCAUGGUCGGGGUCCUUGCAAUUAUCUUUCAAGUGGGUUGGGAGCUGCUGCAAAAACUGACUAACACACGUAUACUUUGGGGCCAAAGCAUGGCGGAAACAGCACAGCGCUUCACAGAUGGAAUCAGAGGCGUCAGAGAAGCAAGGUUUCUCUUCUACGGAAGAAUUUUAUUUUGCAAUCGGUGGUAUGAAGGCCAACAGGUGCUGAAGUCUCAGCAUUUGCUCAUGCGGCUGGGUGAUUCCACCGGACUCCGCAUCCUUGGAAUGUUUGAGCAGGGCAUCAUUUGGAACAACAAUUUGGAACGCUGGAAUUCGCUUCGCGUCGUGUUUCAUAAGGCCGUCCAAGAAGGCAUGCAGCUCGGCAGCUCCUCCCCGGCCAAGCAGCGCCUUGCGGCCAUGUGCCAGCAAGCAGUCCAACUAACCCUGCGCGAGGCGCGUGAGGCCCAAGGCAACCCUGACCUGCUGCUGGUGGACCUGUUGGACCUGCUGCGCUGCGUCACCUGCCGGGUCACCCUGGCGCUGGCAUUUGGACUGCCGGUGGACAGCAGCCCGCUGCGGGACACGCUGGCCCUGGUGCACAAGGUCAACGACUUCUUCAAGGCCUGGGAGUUCUUCCUGCUGCGUCCGGGCCACCUGCUGCGGCUGGUGCGGCCUGGGGAGUACCGGGCCCACAGGCAGGCGCUGAGCAGCCUGAGGGCCGCCGUGGAACAGCUGCUGGUGCGGGCAACAGGGGGCAACUGGCCGCCGCCGGGGGCGGUUGCCGCCAACACAGCAGCAGCGCGUGCGGCGGGUUCUGACGCGGACAACGGCACUGCUGGCUGCCCCUCUUCCUCCUCCCCGCCGUACUUUUUGGCUGAGCUGCUUCGCCGCUUGGACAAGGAAGGAGAGGAGAGGCUGUCCCCCUCCGAGCUGGUCCAGCUAGCCCUGGAGAUGCUGAUCGCCGGCACCGACACCUCCUCCGUCACCCUCUACUACGCGCUGCUCGCACUGCGGGACGACCCCGACCUGCAGCAGCGGGUGCGGGGGGAGCUGGCGGCGAUGGCUGAUGGCUCCAGCAGCUGCGAGUUGUCCUCCCUGCCGCUGCUCAAGGCGCUGCUCAGCGAGUCCAUGCGCUUUAAGCCGGUGGGGCCGGUGGUCAUUCGCCGGGCCAACGAGGACGUGGACAUCAGGCUGAUGCCGGAGGAGGCUGCUGGGGCGGCACCGGAGGGGGCUGCUGGGGCGGGCGGCGGGGUGCUGCGCGUGCGGAGGGGCGACACGGUCGUGGUCAAUCUGGCUGACAUGCACCGGGAUCCCCAGGUCUUCCGCUAUCCCAACACCUUCGACAUCCGCAACUUCACAGAGCCGCCUGCCUCCGCCACCUACGGCACCUCCGGGCACCCCAUGCCCUCCCUGGACGUGGGCGCGGGCACCACCGCCGACAGGGCCUUCGCGCCCUUCGGUCUGGGCCGCAAGGGCUGCGUGGGCUACCUGCUGGCGCUGUCCGAGAUGAGCAGCAUCAUGUGGACACUGCUGCGCUGCGUGGAGUUGCCCUCGCGAGAGGAGAGCCUGCAGGCUGCAGCUGCGGCGGCGGCGGCGGCGGCGGAAGCUGGGGGUGUCACCGCUGGGGGCAGCAGCAGCAGCCCCAGCAGCAGGGUUGCUGGAGGCGGCUGUGGUGGGGUGGGUGAUGCCCUGCAACAACAGGUCGCCCCUCCCCUGGCGCAGCUGGUCACGCACUGGGAUGUGGCCAACCAGCCCACCGACUCGCAUCUGGUGGCACUGCGGGCCCUGGCGCCUGCGGCGUUGCCGACGGCCCCUCGCACCCCGGAGGUCACGAAGCCGCCCCCACGCACGACCGCAAGCCCUGGAGGCAGCAGCACCCUUGCUCUGGGGCCCAGCCCGCCUGCAAGCUUCGCGUGGUCCCUCUUCCUUUCCCUCACAACACCACUACCGCGGCGGCUGCCCGCACCCCGGCCGCGCUACCGCCGGGUGUACAUGAUCGGAGCGGGCGGGGUGGGCAAGACCACGCUGCUGCAGGCUGCGGAGGGGGCGCUGCGGGAGCUGGGCUACAGUGUUCGCAAGGAGGUGGCUCGGCAGUUGCUGGCCUCCGCACGCCCCGCCAUCACCCGCCAGCAGCUGGAGCAGGACGACUCCGUCUUCCUGAACUUCCAGAAGUCUGUCAUCCGGCGGCACCACGCAUUGGACGCACAGCGGGUGGAAGACCGCGUGCUGCAGGCAGCAAUUUCAUGGGCAGACAUCAGGGCUAGGGCUGCGGCUGCGAUAGCGGCGGCAGCGGAUGGUGCUGGUGUCAUGCCGACGGCCGGUGGCGAGGCGGACGGCGAGAAAGAGGCAUACGAGAAAGAGGGCUACGUUGUGAGCGACCGAAGCGCUCUAGAUGCGGUGUGUUAUGCCAUGACGCGGUUCGGUUUCGAGUCACAGCAGGUUAAGGAGCUGAUCAACAUGCGGGAGAUGCAGAGGCUGUUUGGAUUCUACAACAACAGCUGCUGCCUGCACAUCCUGGUGCCACCCUUCCAGAGAGCCCCUCACAACCACCACAACCACGGCUCCUUCCAAGAUGCCGGCAGUGCUGCCAAGGACGCGGCUGCUAGCCACACUGCCCUAGCUACCCAAGCAGGCCCAGCUGCAUCACCCGCAGCGGAGGCAGCAGCAGUGGCGGUGGAGGAUGACGGAGUGCGCAUCCGGAGCAGUCUGGAGGGGCUGUGGCGCUACACGGAGGCGGCUGAGCAGCUGAUGCGCUGGGCGGGGUUGCCGUACAGGGUACUCUCUCCGGGGACAUGUAGUAAUGACCAGCAGCAGCAGCAGGAGGAGGGUGACGAGGGGGGGCGCACGGAUGUGGAGGCGAGGCGGGCGGAGCUGCUGCGGAUUCUUGGGGGGCAGAUGGGCUAGCUCACAUUACGUACGGUGACGCAUGUGACGGCAUGAGACCACAUGAGGGGCAGGGUGCUGCCCAAGAGGCAGUCCGUACACACACACGGCUACGGCUUUUCCGCCGUACGAGUCGGGGAGGAACAAGUGCAACAAGCCGGCGCUGAAGUUCAAAGUUAAGCUCCUGAAAUGGGAGGAUAGGUAACAUGCAAGGGCUGGGUAAGAUAUGUUUCUUCACCGGUAUAUACUGAUUAUGUAGUGAGGCCCACCUAUAGCUGCAUAUGUUAUAUGUAUCGGCACACACUCGAUAGCAUCCAUGUGCAGCGCAUCAUCCCAUUGCCUGUUGCCGUUGUUCUCGCUGCACACCCGUUGGCAUCCUUGCUGGACAGCCAGCGGUUGGGGCUGUUGCACUAUUGAAGAAGACAAGACGGGGGCUUGGUUUCAAAAUGACACCUCCUUUGUGCGGGUGAGGGCAUGUGGGGGGCACUUGUCGCUCAUUAGGGUUGUGAUUGGAGUACAUGUUGCUCGUUUGUUGCAUGCAGUUGUGGUGUUUGUUGCAUGCAGUUGUGGUGUUGUUGCCAGGUGUGACAGUGAGAGAGAGUGGUCAAAUGGUCCGCUGAUGUGGUUCCCGCUUCCCGCCGCACUGGAGGGUCGACGGGUGUGUUGGGUGUCGAUAUUGAAAGUGUCUUUAUCUCACAAGUGAAAGGCUAUAUCCGGGUUGUGUUUCGUGUGCCGCGGAUGUCUACCUGGGUCUGAUGAGUGUUCGGUAGGGACGGGGCGGGAGGUGCGGCCACCCUCCUUGAAUAGGACAUUAAAAAGUAUACGUACGUGCAUGGCUCGGUGCGUUGUUGCACGCCCCCCUCGGGGGGCGUCCUGGUUGGCACUCGUCUUGCCCCUUGCCGGAGUUAAUAAUAGUAAUACAUUGGCCAAUAAGCCACGCCCAAACACGAAUACCGUACACAGGCUUCGACAUGGUCGACCGUAUUGCUGUGCAGCCGAACCUACUUAAUGCAUGGGCAGCAUGCCACGUUAGCUACUUCCUCGCCCCCC